AUGGCAUCCGACAACGACAACAACGCGGAUCAUUCAGUGACAGGUGGCCCUACGUCCUCCAACGCCCCUAUCGCCCCCGUCGCCAUCUUCAAGAAACGAGGCGCCAAAGGGAAAGCAAAUAUCAGGAAACGCCCGGCGACGCCGCCGCCUGCCAACAGUGACAGCGACGACGACGCCUACACCUCGUCCGAAGACGAGGCGGGCCAGCGAAUCAAGAGGCGGAAGAAGAACACAGCUGUCAUAACCGCCUCGUCCAAGGACAACAGCGCCACCGCUCCCAGCCGAGACCACGGCGCCACCAUCUUCGAAGCCGACCGCAGCGUCCCCAUCACGAGCUCCAACGACGCCACCAAGCAAACCAACUGGUUCGACGAGGACGCGAACCUCCUGGGCAAGACACGGCCCUUACCGACGCCGAAGGACUCCGCCGCCGUGGCCACCGCGACCGCCCAACCAGACGGGACCUACAAGGGCCUGGCUAACCAGACCACCUUCAUACAGCGCAACCCGAACGCGCCGAACCGGACAGUCGGCCCCAUCAAGGCAGCAACCAAUAUCCGCACCGUCACCGUCACCGACUUCGCUCCCGACGUGUGCAAGGACUACAAGCAGACCGGAUUCUGCGGUUUCGGCGACAACUGCAAGUUCUUGCACGCGCGCGAGGACUACAAGCAAGGGUGGCAGCUCGACCGCGAGUGGGAGAACGUGUCGCGGGGCGGCAAGAAGUCGGCCGGGACUGUCGUCGCGAGCGCGAACCGCAACGCCAAUAACGACGGCGGCGGCGACGACGACGCAGCCGAGGAGGCCUUACUCGAGAAGAUCCCGUUCGCCUGCGUCAUCUGCAAGGGCCCGUACAAGGAGCCCAUCGUCACGCGCUGCCAGCACUACUUCUGCCUGCCCUGCGCGCUCCAGCGCUACCGCAAGGACCCGAGCUGCGCCGCCUGCGGCGCCGGCACCGGCGGCGUCUUCAACACCGCCAAGACGCUCAACAAGCUGCUCGAGAAGAAGAAGGAGCGCCAGGCACGCAAGCGCCAGCGGGCCAUCGAGGCUGGCGAGGACGUGCCCGAGGAGGGAGAGGAGCAAGAGGAGGCAAAGGAGGAGGCUCCGCCGGGAGCGCUCGGGUAUCCUAGAUCAGGUGCUAUACGCGUCUCGAAGGUCACGAAACCUUGA
Molecule: messenger RNA, 1170 nt
Organism: Durotheca rogersii
Lineage: Eukaryota; Fungi; Ascomycota; Sordariomycetes; Xylariales; Xylariaceae
Exons: 2
Coding region: 1-1170 (389 amino acids)
Biological process (GO): snoRNA splicing
Cellular component (GO): U2-type spliceosomal complex
Molecular function (GO): metal ion binding
Source: RefSeq, a predicted model, not a curated record